Odocoileus virginianus texanus is the source of this 1010-nucleotide messenger RNA. It is a transcript of the gene CLIC3, whose product is annotated as chloride intracellular channel 3. The record is from RefSeq and is a predicted model, not a curated record. Lineage: Eukaryota; Metazoa; Chordata; Mammalia; Artiodactyla; Cervidae.
GCACCUGGGGGCGGCCAACCCCCAGCCUCUUCUGGCCCUUCCUUCCAGUCCGGGGGGAGGGCCGUUCCCAAGGGUCAGAAACUUGCGGCUUCUAACACCAAGAGCUCUUCCUUUCAAAGGAGCCUGGCAGCCUGUCCCGGCUGAGGUGACUCCACAGGGCGGGCCGGGGCUGCGGAGGGCGGGGCGCUCGGAGAACGUUAAAGAGGGCUCCCGGGCCCGCCCAGGCCCUGCUGCCGCGGCCCCCACCAUGGCUGAGACCGGCAAGCUCCAGCUGUUCGUCAAGGCCAGCGAGGACGGCGAGAGCGUGGGCCACUGCCCCUCUUGUCAGCGGCUCUUCAUGAUCCUGCUUCUCAAGGGCGUGCCCUUCACACUCACCACCGUGGACACCCGCAGGUCCCCGGAGGUGCUGAAAGACUUCGCUCCGGGCUCCCAGCUGCCCAUCCUGCUCUGCGACGGCGACGCCAAAACCGACACGCUGCAGAUCGAGGAGUUUCUGGAGGAGACGCUGGGCCCCCCAGAAUUCCCCAGCUUGGCGCCCAGAUACAGGGAGUCUGCCGCGGCGGGCAACGACGUCUUUCACAAGUUCUCUGCCUUCAUCAAGAACCCGGUGCCUGCACAGGACGACGCCCUGUACCAGCAGCUGCUGCGCGCCCUCGCCAAGUUAGACAGCUACCUGCGCGCGCCCCUGGAGCAUGAGCUGGGGCGCGAGCCGCAGCUGCGUGAGUCCCGCCGCCGCUUUCUGGACGGCGAUCAGCUCACGCUGGCCGACUGCGGCCUGCUGCCCAAGCUGCACAUCGUGAACACGGUGUGCGCGCACUUCCGCCAGGCUCCCAUCCCCGCUGAGCUGCGCGGCGUCCACCACUACCUGGACUGCGCCCUGCAGGAGAAGGAGUUCAAGUACACGUGUCCGCCCAGCGCUGAGAUCCUGGCGGCGUACAGGCCCGUCGUGCGCCCCCGCUAGCGCCCCUGCCACCUGCCCAAUCGUCCGCAGCCCCAUAAAGGCACCUCUG